AUGGCCUCGAAUCUGUCCAUCCCCGUACCUCCACGUACGCCAACUCCUCCGCCAGAUGAACCAGCGGUGGACUCCUAUGCUGCCUCGAUGGACGUCUCGUCUGACUCCAAUUCCCUUUCUCCAAUGGUCGACACGUUCGCGUCAGGAGAUCCUUCCUGGAAUCCGCAACGACGAGCUAGUCAAGAUCUUUCCGGCCCCUUCAAUUUCAAACCCACUGUUCUCGCAAAAACUCCAAUUGCAAAAUCGGGGGUAGGACAGCGCCGCGGCCAUAAAUACAAGCAUAGCAGCGUAUCCCACCAGAUCUUCCUCGAACCUCCUCCAAGGGCACCAUUGGCGCUUCCCAACUCCUUACCUAUCCCAACGCUGAAGGAAUGUCGCGGUAGUAUGUCCAGGGAGCAAAAGAUUCGCUUUUGGUGGAGUGUAUGCCAUAUGGCGGUCGCCGGAUAUACUCUAUGGAGUGCUCAUGGAUCGAUGGCAAUGACGGGACUUUCACACCUUAUGCUCUUCGACUCUUUGGGAGCUAUGUUGUGCGUUGCAGUGGACGUUCUUGGGAAUUUUGAAGUUUGGAAGCGAUCUACUGUUCGUCACCCGUUCGGCCUUGAACGCGCUGAAGUAGUCGCUGGAUUCGCUCUUUCAGUCUUGCUCUUUUUUAUGGGCGGCGAUCUGAUAUCGCAUGCCGUCUCCCAUCUCUUGGAAACUUCAGACCACGGGGCUCAUCGACCACAUUCCCAUGAACGUGUUUCCCCAGGGAGCCUCGACAUCACCGUGCUCCUUGCCAUUGCGGCAACUCUUGUAUCCGCCAUUGGCCUCAAGAACCAUGCAAGAAUCGGAAAGGCGAUGCGCUUUGCGUAUAUGGAAUCGCUCCCUUCUGUUUUAAGCAACCCGGCGCAUUUCCUGACGCUUUCAUGCUCUACGAUCCUACUCCUGCUUCCCUUGUUAUCAGUGACUAUUUACAAGUGGAUGGACAGGGCGUUUGCGCUGGCUGUUGCUAUUGCAAUGUGUGCAUUGGGAAUACGACUCGUGUCAACCCUCGGCUCCAUGCUUUUGAUGUCGUAUUCUGGACCCGGAGUCUCAAACGUAAUGAAAGAUAUCGUCUCGCACCCAGCCGUUUCAGGCAUUGAAGAAGCGAAGUUCUGGCAGGUCCAUCAUGGACUCUGCAUGGCGAACCUUAAACUCAGGGUCAGUGGAACUGAGGAAAGCCUGGCGAGGUUGCGCGAACGGAUCACGAGUAUGAUCAAGGAGCAGCUUGGGGGAGUAUAUGGAGCCGGAGGCCAGAAAUGGGAGGUGUCCUUACAAUUGGAUGCUGAACAGUGA
This is a messenger RNA of Uncinocarpus reesii 1704, 1314 nucleotides long. RefSeq lists its product as uncharacterized. The coding region runs from base 1 to 1314 and encodes 437 amino acids. The record is from RefSeq and is a predicted model, not a curated record. Gene Ontology annotation, molecular function: zinc ion transmembrane transporter activity. The transcript is spliced from 3 exons. Gene Ontology annotation, biological process: intracellular zinc ion homeostasis; transmembrane transport; zinc ion transport. Gene Ontology annotation, cellular component: Golgi apparatus; membrane. Lineage: Eukaryota; Fungi; Ascomycota; Eurotiomycetes; Onygenales; Onygenaceae.